AUGGAGUAUGCUGUCUUACCGUUACGUCUUAAACAAUUAAAAUUAUCAAAAGAAAAAACUGUAGAAUUCAUUACAAAUGUUAUUGAUAGUGAUAAAAAAAUUCCACAGUUAAUAGAUUCUUCAAAUUUCAAAACCUUGACAUAUUUAGAAAGAAUAGAUUCAAGUUUCAAAACUUCUACAUAUUUAGAGAGCUUAGAUUCUUCAAAUAAUAAUGGUCGACAAAGCACGCAUCCCGAAAAUAUUCCUAUACAAACUGAAAAUGGAAAUAGUUUAACAUGCCCAAGAACCUUGGUUUUUUCGAUUGAUAAUGGCCGACAAAGAAGGCCUAUCGAAAAUAUGCGCACAUUAACUGAAGAUGCAAAUACUUCUGGAAAAAAACGACAGAUAAAUAAUUUCAUUACUUAUAUCCAAAAUCCAUUAGUUUUUCAAAGGAUUUUUCAAUUUAAUAUAAAUUUGCAAAUUCAAAAUUUACAACGCACAAAAACGAGAAAAUACAUUACUGGUUACGCUUUAUUCAAAAAAAGAAUUGUUGAAGAAGGUCUUUUAAUAAAUGUAACUAAUGUCAUGGUUAUUGGACCUUCCACAAAUAUAAUAUGGAGGAGUUUGACUCGCGCUGAAAAAGAAAUAUUCCUUAAUUAUGCACUACAAAUUCGUUCUAAUGCCACAAUUAGAAAUAAAUUCAAACGGUCAUCUUUGGCCAG
Molecule: messenger RNA, 701 nt
Organism: Dentiscutata erythropus
Lineage: Eukaryota; Fungi; Glomeromycota; Glomeromycetes; Diversisporales; Gigasporaceae
Source: the annotation of a GenBank genome assembly